Messenger RNA from Linum trigynum, 2950 nucleotides. NCBI's taxonomy places the organism in Eukaryota, Viridiplantae, Streptophyta, Magnoliopsida, Malpighiales, Linaceae. The record is from the annotation of a GenBank genome assembly.
CCCGCCCCAUACCCAUGCGGGUGGAGGAUUUGCAUACCCAUCCCCAUACCCGCGGGUUUCGGGUACCCAUGGGUAAUACCCAUCCCCAUGUAUGCAUUACUUCUACACCUAAUAAACAACAUGCAUUCUUCAAUUAUAACACUAAAACAACCAAAUAAAUUAUAAAAUCAACAAGGUACAAUCGUUCUUAAUGCGAAAAAACAUCCAAUACUUUGUUUAAUUGUCUCUAAAUGAUCAAAGUCUACUAGACUACUUCAAAGUUCAAACACACAAAGUCGCAUUGCCUCUCCCAAAAGCAUUACAUAAAUCCCUUCUUCAUUUCUCCAUACCUACAAACACAAAAUAAAUCAUCAAGCAUUAGACACAUGAAAAGAGUAAUUGAAAACAAAGCACUAAGAAAUAGUCCUUAUAUGGUCAUACUUUAAACUCAAGAGUCGAGACAAAUUUGGACAUCAUUCAUCUUCAGAAUCAUAAUCUGAAUCAAGUGCAAGACCUACAACAAAACAAAAUAGAUUUAGAUGCACUUCAAGUCACAAGACAUUUGCUUGCUUUUGAAACCACGAGAGUUACAAAAGCUGAUUCUGAUGAAUAAAACUGAAAACAAAAGCUGAUUUUAAGAAAUUUUAUUCUUACGCUUGAAUUGAGCAAGAGAUAAAAUUGAAAACUGAUUUUCAAUAUUUGUUCUUAAAAGAAAAAAAAAGCUUCCUUUGCAACCUCAAAUCCAGAUUUGACCAUUUCGUUUUCUCAUAGUACUCCAUAAAAAAUGCACCUUUCACUGACGAAAUUUGAUCGGUGGGGGACUUGGUUUUGAUCUGGGGUUCAGUUUGAUUUUUCAAGCCUCAGGAGAAUCAAUGAAAAUCUAUUGCCCAAAGGAAGAAACGUGGCUGACCUUUGCGUGGAGCUGUGCAUGGAGCUAGCGGCGUGGAUCUGACCUUUGCGUGGAGCUGUCAAGAGGAAGAAACGUGUCGCUGUGCGUCCGUGCGUGGGCCGUGGAGCCAGCCAGCCAGGGAAAUCGAUUGUGGCCUGGGAAGUGCGGCCUCGUGAAGGUGGAGAUGGAGCGGCUCGCCGACGUGAAGUGCGGCCUCGUGAAGGUGGAGAUGGAGCGGCCACCGACGACGGCGACUUCGACGGAGUCCCGAUUCAGAACCGGCGGCGGAGGCUGUUGGAGGAAUCGAUUGUGGGACGGCUGGCCGGCUGCGGGAGUCGACGAACGACGAGCAGCAGCAAAGAAUUUGAGAAUUGGGAGAAUGAGCGGCUGCGGCUGUGAGAAAUUAGAAUGGAAUGAGCUAAUGUUUCCUUUAGGGUUUUGAUAAGAGAAAUUAUCUUUUAGUCAUCUAUAUUUAUUUCAUUUACCCUUUAUGUCAUUAAAAAUUUACAAACAGGUACUUGUAUUUUUAGCAUAUAACAAAUAAGGUUGGCGGGUUGGGUAUGGGUAUGGGUAUGGGGCGGGGGCACCUAAAACCAUACCCGCCCCAUACCCAUCAGAUUCUUCGCGGGUUUUACCCAUACCCGCCCCAUACCCAGUCAAAGCGGGGAUUCCCCGCGUUGACUGGGUCGGAGGCGGUCGGGUACCCGCGGCGAUGGGUAUGAUUGCCAUCCCUACCUGGAAACCAGCCAGCUCUGAAAAUCAAAGAAGCGACUCAUAGUCGGAUACAAAGAGAGGGCUAUCCUAGCUACCAAAUGAGCUACCCUAUUGUUCUCCCCUGUUGAAUUUUCUACGGAUUGGUUUGGAUUUGCGGUACGCUCAUUUAAAAAUUUCAGUAAAAUAUUCUAUCAGAUUUUAGAAAAGAAAAUUCAAUCAUAAACGACUAUAAUUAAUUUUCUUUCCAGGCUGCGAGGGUGAAUUGCAAACUUGGUCAUUCAUAUUAUUCAUUUAUAACACUCUAGCCACCCAAAUCAAAAACCAUUCAACUUAAUCACCGAUACUACACGUUUAUAACAUAUUUGAUCACUCGUCGUCUAGUUCCGUUAAGUCUGUCCUACAUGACAGUCAACAAAUAGGUUUGACCGUUAAAAUGCUGACGUGGCCAUUAAAAAUAAUAAAAAAAAUUAUUUUUAUUUCCACAUCAUACUAAAUUCUAAUCAAUAUUUAUUUUCAUAAAAAAAAAACUAAUCAAUAUAAAAUAUUAAUAAAGCGAGCCCACCGGCAUCGCCCUCCCCUCUCCAUCGUUGCACUUCGUCGCCCUCCCCUCCCGCUGCCUCCAUGCCAUCUGAAACCCACGAACCCAAGUAUCCCGCCGCAAAAUCAACCAAUCCUUUUUCCUCCGCAAAAUCCCCACCACCGUUGCUCCAAGCAUUCCGUCGCAAAACCGCGAUCCUCCCAAUCGUCCCGACGAAUUAAACCCAACGACGACGAACAGAAGGUGCAAUUGAUGGGGUCCCAGCUCUAAUUCACAGUUGCAUUGACGAGGAGCUUCUCUGGCUCCACGAAGAGUAGCGGGGGGCUGCGUGAGGAGAAUCGGUGGCUCUGGGAAGAGCAGAGGUGGCUUCGCGAGCAGGAGUCCCUGUUGAGCGAAAUUUCGUCGCUGAAGCUCCAAAUCCAGCUCUUAGAGAAGAGGAUUUCGGUUGCCAGGGUCGACGCGGUGCCUGCGAGUGUCGAUGCGCUCACUCCUUUUCUUAAUCGAAUCGCUGAAAACUCUCAGAUCUAGAAACCAACCGUCGUGUUUUGGUGAUUUUAUUGGUUCUUCAGGUUCUGGAACUGGCCGGGAACGCCGCGGGGGACAAUAAAGCAACGGAGAUUCCAAUUCCCGAAGGUGGCGUGGAGGAGUUUCGGUUUACGGUGCUGAUGGGCUGAAUGGUUUGGGAUGGAAUCGUGGGUCUGUGGAAACAAAGAUGGUGGAAUUGGGGAACUGGGGAGCCGGAAAGAAGGUGGGAAUAGCUAACUUCUUAUCAUAAAUAAUAUUGUAAUUGAAAAUUGUGAGCUGUAUUAGAAUAUAAAAUUUAAAAUUUA